This is a messenger RNA of Bursaphelenchus xylophilus (pine wood nematode), 1475 nucleotides long. The record is from the annotation of a GenBank genome assembly. Lineage: Eukaryota; Metazoa; Nematoda; Chromadorea; Rhabditida; Aphelenchoididae.
AUGGGUUACGCAAAGCUGGAGGAAGAGGCGUUGCGUUCGGAAGCCGAAGGCAUCCGCACCGUCGCCUUCCUGGGCGUCGUCAUCUCGACAAUCGCGACGUUGGGAUGCGUGAUUACCGUGCCCAUGGUCUACAAUCACAUGCAACAUAUGCAGUCGGUCAUGCAGAGCGAGGUCGAGUUCUGUCGGGCCCGCUCGAUGAAUGUGUGGAAGGAAGUGACCAGGACACAGGUAAGAGGAGAUGGGAUUUUUUUUGAUAAUGAUAGAUGUUUUGGGGAUUUUGGGAUUUUUUAGGGAUUAAGAUUUUAUUUUUUCAAAAAAAACUUUGCUUUCAUUUUGGUGAAACUUGGUUUGCAAAAGACGUUUUUUCGUGCGUAAUUUACUUUGGGCUCAAUUUGAAAAAUGAGUUUUUGUCAAAAUUUUUCACACCCACAACGGAAGAUACCUCGGGUUUUCAUCCCAAAACCAUGUAUAAGAAAUGUGCAAUAUUGGGCAGCUUUCGACCUAAAGAAUUCGGUGGUUUAUGCAAAGCACGAGUCAAAAAUGUCUAACAACUUUUCGAAAGUUUUAGAUUUAAUUUAUGCCAUGUUCCAUAAAAAUUUCUUGAUUUUAAGUUAAAGUUUUCUUUCCGUAAAGAAAAGACUACAUACUUAAUCCAUCGUAUUUUACCCCCAACCUUCUCCUCUAAAUCCUCUCCAAAUCCUUGCAGGUCCUCAGUAAAGUGCAGCCCCGUCUUCCUCGUCAAGCUGGCUAUUCCUCAGACAUGGCUGUGAUGGGUCCUCCCACCACCACUUGCUGUGGCUGUGGAGUUAGUCCAGCGGGUCCACCGGGCCCACCAGGACCAGAUGGAAAUCCCGGGGAUGAUGGGCAGCCGGGGACCCCUGGAAUGCCCGGCUCGGAUGGCCCUCCGCCGAUUCCGGCGGCAGCUCCGGAGUGGUGCUUUGACUGCCCGACUGGUCCACCGGGACCGGUUGGAAACUCAGGUAAAUGAAAAAUAAUAUCUAUCUCUAGAUAAUAACUAUUUGUGGUGGUAAAAUAAUUUGAAUGUAAAAAUAUGCAGUGAUUUCUCAUUUUCAGGCCCUCCCGGCCCUACCGGCAACGCUGGCGCCCCGGGAAUGCCCGGUCCAGAUGGAACCCCCGGCCCUCCUGGAGCUCCCGGAGGGCCUGGAAAGAUUGGAGAGCCCGGACAAGCCGGUCCCGCCGGCCCACCAGGACCCCCGGGACAACUCAGAGAAAUCCCCGGCCAAGUGGGCCCACCCGGACCGGCUGGUCCACCCGGCGUACCCGGGCCAAAUGGCCCGCCCGGAGGCGAUGGACAGCCUGGAGAUGCGGGACCAAUGGGACCGAUCGGAGAAGCCGGAGGAAGCGGACCGCCUGGAGUGCCUGGGGAUCAAGGAGGACCCGGCCCGGCGGGACUACCGGGCCCACAAGGAGGAUGCAAUCAUUGCCCGCCACCAAGAACCGCGCCGGGAUAUUGA